This is a messenger RNA of Protopterus annectens (West African lungfish), 1258 nucleotides long. RefSeq names its product speckle-type POZ protein-like. The transcript is spliced from 8 exons. The record is from RefSeq and is a predicted model, not a curated record. Gene Ontology annotation, molecular function: ubiquitin protein ligase binding. Gene Ontology annotation, biological process: proteasome-mediated ubiquitin-dependent protein catabolic process; regulation of proteolysis. The coding region runs from base 1 to 1092 and encodes 363 amino acids. Gene Ontology annotation, cellular component: cytoplasm; nucleus. Lineage: Eukaryota; Metazoa; Chordata; Ceratodontiformes; Protopteridae.
AUGCUUACUGAUUUUACAAGACUUGUAAUCUUGGAAGUUUUUUGUUUUCAGAUAAAAGUGGUGAAGUUUUCCUUUAUAUGGACUAUAAACAACUUCAGCUUCCUCAGCCAAGAAACAAGAAAAGUAAUCAAAAGUUCAACCUUCUCAUCUUGUGCAAAUGACAAAUGGUGUCUUCAAGUAUUCCCAAGUGGUUUGGAUAAAGAAAGUGAAGACUUCUUAUCCGUCUUCCUCUUCCUCGUCAGCUCUUCAAAACGUAAAAUCACAGCAAAGUUCAAAAUAUCUAUUUUGGGUGCAAAAGGUGAAGAAGCUAUAGCAAGGGACAGCAAGAUGACAUACCAUUUUGUGAAGGGGCAAGACUGGGGAUUUAAGAAGUUUAUUCAGAGAGACUUUUUAUUCAAUAAGGCCAAUGAACUACUGCCAGAUGACAUAUUCACCCUCUUCUGUGAGGUGAGUGCAGCCCUAGACUCUGUAACUAUUUCUAGCCAGAAUACCAGUAAUAAAAUAAAAAUACCAGAAUGUCGCCUGACCGAGGAGCUUAGAGACUUAUGGGUGAAAUCCCGGUUUACAGAUUGCUCUUUUUGUGUGGUUGGCCAAGAGUUUCAAGCACAUAAAGCUAUUCUUGCAGCCCGUUCUCCUGUCUUUAGUGCCAUGUUUGAGCACAGAAUGGAAGAAGAAAUAAAGAACCAAUUUGAAAUCACUGAUGUGAAACCUGAAAUUUUUAAAGAAAUGCUGCACUUUAUUUACACGGGGAUGUCUCCUAACCUGGAUAAAGUAGCAUAUGAUUUGCUAGCAGCUGCAGACAAGUACGCAUUGGAACGUUUAAAACUAAUGUGUGAAUCUGCACUGAGCCGGAGCCUGUCUGUGGAGAAUGCUGCAGAAAUAUUAAUACUGGCAGAGCAUCACAGUACAGAUCUACUGAAGACAAAGGCUUUGGAAUUCAUCAACCACCAUGCAGCUGAUGUUAUAGAAACCACUGGAUGGAAAUAUUUGAUGAUCUCCUGCCCUCACUUGGUGGUACAAGCAUAUUGCUCACUGACAUUGACAGUGUCUCCUUUCUUGGGACCACCUCUUAAGAAGAUGAAAAAAUCCUAGACUUUGUCUCCAGCUUAGUCCUAGAAUAAUACGUUUUAUACGACAGCAGUACCAAUGUUAAACGGGCAUUUCAGAGACUAACACAUCCAGCUUAAUGUGGGGUUGAACAGGGCAGAGAAUGUGCUCUGUGAAAUAAUUUUUAAUAUCAGUGAUUAAGUUUAUGAAG